Dinoponera quadriceps is the source of this 3317-nucleotide messenger RNA. RefSeq names its product probable tRNA(His) guanylyltransferase (gene THG). Gene Ontology annotation, molecular function: tRNA guanylyltransferase activity; magnesium ion binding. Lineage: Eukaryota; Metazoa; Arthropoda; Insecta; Hymenoptera; Formicidae. The transcript has 4 exons. Bases 240 to 1307 code for a protein of 355 amino acids. The record is from RefSeq and is a predicted model, not a curated record. Gene Ontology annotation, biological process: tRNA modification.
GAAAUUUUUGUCUUCCUGCGAAUAGGUUAUGUAUCGCUCUCAGCGGUGCGGGUAGCAGCACCGAUAGUCAAUUUUGAAUGCAUCCGGAGCCGGCGUGGCGCCGCGCGGCGAUUCGCAAUACAACAGCCGGGAUUUCAAAUUUUGUAUUGGACAAAGCUGAUGGUUCCAAUAUAGCGUUCAACGAUCACCCCGCGCGCCGCGGCCCCUGCGACAUCGUGCGAGUCUGACAGCGUACACGAAUGAAGGGCAGCGUCUUUCUGCGGAUAAUCAGUCGGGCCAAACAAGUGGUUUCGCGUCGAUACAUAAGCCUGACUACCAUGGCGAAAAGUAAGUUCGAAUACGUGAAGGAGUUUGAACGGGACGACCAUUGUUUGCCGAAUUGCUGGAUUGUGGUUAGAAUUGAUGGCAGGAAUUUCUCGAGAUUCUGCGAGACGCAUCAAUUCGUCAAGCCGAACGAUGUAGCGGCUUUGGAGCUGAUGAAUCGUGCCGCGAUCACCGUUAUGGAAGACUUUAAGGAGGUUAUACUGGGCUUCGGCCAGAGCGACGAGUACUCGUUCGUUUUCCGGAAGGACACGGAGCUCUACAAACGCAGAGUAUUUAAACUAAUGUCAAAUGUAAAUUCUCUAUUUACUUCGGCAUAUGUCUAUCAUUGGCCACGCUUCUUUGGAAGCAAAGAAUUAUAUUAUCCACCUUCGUUCGAUGCUCGUGUUGUGUUAUAUCCAACGGAUAAGAAUUUGAGAGACUACCUUGCUUGGCGACAGGCUGACGUACAUAUCAAUAACUUGUACAAUACUUGUUUCUGGAAUCUCAUAUUGAAAGGAAAAUUAACUCCAAAUCAGGCGGAAGAGAAACUUAGGGGAACUCUUUCAUCGCACAAAAAUGAGCUGCUUUUCCAAGAGUUCGGUAUAAACUACAACAAUGAACCACCACUGUUUCGGAAAGGUACAACGCUUAUUCGAAAAUUAGUGCCUGAUGGCACAGGAAGAUUGAAACCCGCUGUGGUCCCUUUGGUAGAUGAUAUCAUCAAUGAUCGUUUUUGGAAAGAAAACCCUGAAGUGAUUGGUUUGAAGAGUCUAGCGACUUAUCAGCCGCUGAACUUGCCGAAUAAUAUUAAAAAUACCAUGCCUGUACCGACACCUCCAUCGCCCACCGUAAAUAUAAAACAUGUAAACAAUGUUCCACCACCACCGCCGCCCACACAAACGAUUAACGCAAAUUCGAUGAACGAGGAAGUGCAUUCUAAAAGAAACAGAGAGACGGACGGAGAUAGAAUGCAGUGCGACAGUGAACGCAUUUGUAGGAGAUAAGUGUACCUUUUUUUUUCUCCCCCUCCCACAAAAGAUGAAACUGAAGUGAGAAACUGUAAGGUAAUUAUAUUUAUAUCUAUAUUAUAUACACUACAGGUAUAAAUAUUAUGAUGAAUAUAUGAUAGACUACCGAUAGUAAUAUAAUAAAUUUGAAAAAUAAUAAAAUAGUAAUAUGUAACAAAACUUUAGGUUUGUUUUCUAUUCCUGCAUUGCACUAAUUCAAGAAAUAUGCAUUGAAGCAGUUUCUGCUCCAGACCUGGUGUUAAAAUGCUGUUUUCUGUCCCAGUGUAGCGGAACUCGAUGCAAGAGUUCUGACUGAACUGGCUGCACCAGAUUUGGAGCCAGUGCAAGAACAGAAAGUGUUGUUCCACAGCAUUUUCGAGUAAAAGUGCAAGAAACAUCAAACAGCUUGUAUAGUUAUGUCAUUAAAUUAUUGUUCUUUCACUCUAAUGUUCACGAUACACAUGGACGUGCGAAUAAGUGUCCAAAGUUACGUUUUAUUACUUCUAUUUUGAAGUUUACACGUUUAGAGCCUGCAUUCUGAACGCGCUUACAACGUAUGUUAGUGUAGUUGAUAAGUCAACUUAGUAGUUCUGAAAAGGAAUUUUGUUACAAACGCGUGAUACCGGUUUUUCCUAACAGAGCACUGUUAUCACCAUGUUUAAAAUACGAGCGAUAGAAUGCUCAUAUCUCUUGUUGGCGCACUAAUAUCAUUGUAUGUACAUUCGGAAUACAGGCCAUUUACUAUAUAGCUAUCAAAAAUUAAAUAGUAAAUAUGAAAGUAGGAGCUUUCCUUGACAUUGAAAAGACUUGACAAUAUAUAUUUUAAUGUACGUAGCAUUUAACAUUCAGAUAUACAAGUUAGAGCUGUUGCUAGUUAUUGUUGAAAAUAACUUCAAUUCUACAGAUAUAAUGUAACACACCAUGUUAUUCUUGCAAUAAAAUGUUUUUUAUUAGUUUGCACACUUACACUCGUCAAUUCUGGCUUGCACUAGUUCAUUUCAAUUCUAGUGCAGUCUUAGUACAGGAAUAGAAAACAAACUUUUUGGAUAAAAAGCAACUUUAGUAAACAAAUAAAAUGCUACAGUGAAAGAAAAAAUUCCUUUUAAUCUUCGUGAGAAAAAUAAAUAUGUAGUAAAUACAUAUUUACAAAAUAGACAUAAAUAUUAGAUAAGUUAAAGUAGAGCCGUUGGUAGACUCAAUAUAGAACUAAAGUAAUGAUAAGUUAUUUCACACGCGGGCAAAAAUGUAUUUUGAUGUAUGCGGAAAGAUAAUCUUGUCCUUGCUAGAAUUGCGCGAAACAACCUUCGUAAGAACAAUUUUUACUAUAAGUUUUUUCCUGGCUCUAGCUUAAUGCCAAAAAAAAGAGAAAGAUGAGAAAGGUUAACGAUAAUAUAUACUGUUGCAUAUGAAGUUUGACAAUUGCAUUGUUAAUCAUAUGGAAUGCUGUAUAUUUUUAUUACUUUAUAUUACAAUUUUCGAAUUAGUAAUUACAACGUGAAGUAAUACGUGACAAUGAAUUGCAUUGGCGAUUACAAUAAAAUACACUAUGUACACAAAUUCUACUGCACUAUUUUUGACACUCUCGCUGCGUCAUUCUGAUUAAUGACUUGGAGGAUUUUUUUUUAGCGUUUCAAAUUUUUAUUGUGUAUUUCUCCGCAUUUGACGUCAUUGAUCAAGAUAGCCACGGCGAGGGAACUUUAAACUCUGGUAAUAUGCGUGACAAUAACAAUUCUAAAUAAUUCUCGACAUAUGCGUGCAUAUCGAUAUAUAAUACUUGUAUAUGGUAUUUAAAAUGAUUUAAAAUAUGUAACAAACCUCCGUAGGAGUGUUAUUUUUUAAACAGUUUUGAAGAACAACUGACAGAUUAAUUCAACUGAUAUAAUUUUGUGUUGUAUCUCGGAUCUCGAAGGAAUAAUCGACCGCUCGAAAGUGGAUUACGGAUCAUGAUCAACUGGUUUAUUCUAAACGUUAUUGUAUUGCGAAAGUAAAUAUAGAUGACUGACAUUG